This is a messenger RNA of Myripristis murdjan (pinecone soldierfish), 4876 nucleotides long. RefSeq names its product ovochymase-2. Gene Ontology annotation, biological process: proteolysis. The transcript is spliced from 26 exons. The coding region runs from base 1 to 4191 and encodes 1396 amino acids. The record is from RefSeq and is a predicted model, not a curated record. NCBI's taxonomy places the organism in Eukaryota, Metazoa, Chordata, Actinopteri, Holocentriformes, Holocentridae. Gene Ontology annotation, molecular function: serine-type endopeptidase activity.
AUGACUGCAGACGUAUAUGAUCUGAAGGAGGAGACCCGUCGCCCCAGAGGUCUGACCACCCUGGAAAAAUGCAUGAUUCUUUUGUUCCUGUGCAUGACCGGCGCCUGCAUCGCCCUCAUGGUCAUCUACUUCACGGACAAAACCGACUCCUCCAGCGGAGGUGAGGAGGUGGAGGGGAGGUGUGGAGGACCUCAGGAGCUUUCUGGAGAUUCAGGCACCUUCACCAGCUGGAACUACCCCUACAACUACGACAACGGGCACAGCUGCACUUGGCACAUCACUGUGGACCCCAGAAAGGUGAUCCAUCUGUGGUUUGAAGAGUUUGCUUUGGAGGACACCAAGCUCUGCACGGCAGACUUCAUCACACUUAAAGACGCGCUGGGAACCAUCGGUAGAUACUGCGGCCACACCAAACCCAAACCAGUGGUGACACUGGGAAACAGCUUGAUGGUCUACUUCGACACCAAUGACAGAAAAAUAGACCAAGGUUUCAAGGCUCAUUACAAAGCUGUGGCUCCAGAGAGCACAUCAGAAAUAGCCGGAGCCGGUGGAUCUGUUGGAGGUGACAGCGGGGAGCUGCUGACCCCCGGCUUCCCGGAGCAAAACUACCCAAAUGCAGCACUGUACCAGUGGAGAAUCACAGUGCCUGAUGGUGAGAAGGUUCGGCUGACAUUCACUUCCUUUGACCUGGUGCCUGAAGCCUGUGGAGACUUCGUUGAGAUCUUUGAUGGCCACAAAACUGGCUCGGCUACACUGGGUAAAUUCUGCGGUGGCAGGAUUCCCAAGCCAGUGGAGUCCAGCAGCAACACUAUGGUGGUACGCUUCAAAACGGAUGCCACGCUGACUUCCAAAGGGUUCAGUGCAACGUACACCAAGUCCAGUCUUCCACCUGUUGUUAUCCCCACCACAACUACACCCAGACCCAACGCCACCACCACAGCCACCACAGCUGCUCCUCUUGAGUCAGGCUGUGGUGGCCCGGCAGCACUAAAAGGACGUAAGGGAGUGAUCCAGUCCUUGGGUUUCCCAACGCCAUAUCCUGCUCACCUACGUUGCUCCUGGACGAUAUCUGUUCCCAGGGGCUUUCUGGUGAAACUGCAGAUCACUGAAAUGGCCAUCCCGGGAGAGACUGGCCAAUGCAAAGAGGAUAAGCUGAUCAUCUCAGAUAAAUUUAAGACACUAGGCACACACUGCGGUUACAUCCUUCCCCCAGUGGUGGUCAGUGCCACUGAAAAAAUGUCUAUCACUUUCCAAUCUGACAGUCGUCUCACAGAUCGAGGAUUUUACGCUAAGUGGGAGGCUGUGUAUCCUGAGGAUAUCACAGAAAUCCAGGGUUGUGGUUUGUCUUCCUCUGAAGAAACUGGAGUGAUCAAGUCCCAGAACUGGCCUAUGAACUACAAGGCUAACUCUGAAUGCAUGUGGAACAUUGUGAUGCCACUUGGGAAAAAAAUCACCCUGACAUUCACCGACUUUGACCUAGAGGGCAAAGAUAUCGUAACUUUCAAGUGCUUUGAUAACAUAGUGGUGUACGACAUCAGCACCCUGGGAAAUAUCCUGAUGAAAACCUAUGGUCCGUUUUGUGGGACAAAACUGCCUGCUACCAUCCGGUCAAGAGGAAGCAGGCUGUUGAUACGUUUCCAUUCUGAUUUAUUUACUGAGGCCAAAGGCUUCAGGGCCUACUGGACAACAAACACCAGUCUGCCUGCCCCCACCGAGCCACCCACUCCACCCAACCCCUGGGAUAACAUCACCAUAGACUGGCCCAGCACAUGUGGGAAACCUGCUAUUCCUCCCACCAUCAACACUCGUAUUGUGAAUGGAGAGCGAGCAAAACCACACUCCUGGCCUUGGCAGGUGUCCAUGCAGGUGUGGCCAGCCAGUCAACCCAACACCACAUUCUUCCAUACUUGUGGUGGCACUCUUAUUCACAAGAACUGGGUGCUAACAGCAGCCCACUGCUUUAUAAACUACGCUGACGAGCUGCAGCGCUGGCGCAUGUGCCUUGGCAAACACAACCUGACCUACGCCGAGCCCAGUGAGCGAUGUUUCAGUGUGCUUGGCAUCUACCGCCAUGAGGGCUUCAAGUACCCCACUGUGCCCACUGUUGAAUUUGACAUUGCCCUGGUCAGACUGGAUGGGGAGGUGACACCCAGCCAGGAAAUCUCUUAUGCCUGCCUUCCCUCCAUAGAGGAGGUCUUACCAGGGGGAAAGAAAUGCUACGCCACAGGAUGGGGAGAUGAGACUGGCAAUAGCCUGAAUGCCACAGCUGCACAGGCUCUUAACCAGGUUGCCCUGCCAGUUGUGCCCUAUGACACCUGCAAGAGGACAGAUUACUGGUGGUUCCAGGUCAAGCCCUCCAUGAUAUGCUGUGGCUAUACCCUGCCUGAUGAGCUCAAGUCUGUCUGCCAGGGAGAUUCAGGUGGUCCUCUGGUGUGCAAGGAUGCUCCCACCGACCCUUGGGAGGUUCACGGUAUCACCAGCUUUGGCCCUAUUGGAUGCAUUAUGAAUAAGAAGCCGUCUGUGUUCACCCGCUCCUCUGCCUACAUCCCCUGGAUUGAGAAUGUCAUCCGCAGGGACAUCUACAAUGAGCACACAUCUGGCUGUGGUGGGCCAAAGGACUUGAAUGGCACAGGUGGCACUCUGUCCUCUAUGGGUUACCCUGGCGGCUACAGCAACAAAGCACGCUGCCAGUGGAACAUCUGGGCACCCCCCGGCAAAGUGGUUCACCUCAGUUUCAAAAAUUUCUCCCUGGAGGAAAGCCAGCUGUGCAUGAAUGACAAAGUCACCCUCACAGACAGUGUAGGAAGUCUAGGCACGCACUGUGGCCAUGUACCACCUCGGGAGCUGGUGAGUGCUGGAGAGCAUCUUCAGAUCACCUUCUCCUCAAACGACAGAGUGGUGGACACAGGCUUCCUUGCCACCUGGACAGUAGUUGACCCAUCAGAGGCUCCUUGUGGCGGGGUCUUCAGCAGUAAUCAGGGAGAAAUCAUCUCUCCUAACUGGCCCAGCUCAGACUACCCAGCUCAGUCUGUAUGUACAUGGGUUAUCACCAUUCCCUCAGCAGAAAGGAUCUAUAUUGCCUUCACUCACUUUGAGGUGCAAGCUGUAAAUGUGCUUGGAAAGUGUGUGGACUAUGUGCAGAUCGGUGCAGAAGAUUUCUGUGGCUUUACUCCACCUCCUACGAUUAUUAUAAGUGGCAACAAAGUCACCAUCCGGUUCAUUAGCAAUGGAGCCAAUCAGCAGGCAGGUUUUCGUGGUUACUGGACCACUAAUGAAAGUGUGGUUCCAACUUUACCUCCGCCACUCCCUAACCCAUGGGACAACAUCACUAUCAACUGGCCAGAGAACUGUGGUAACCCUGCGGUGACACCCAGUAAUGCCACCAUGAGGGUGGUAAAUGGGGUAGAGGCAGUGCCCCACUCCUGGCCCUGGCAGGUCUCCAUGCAGGCUAGUCCAAUGCCUCCUCAACUCUACAUGCACGGCUGCGGAGGCUCUUUGAUCCAUGAGGAGUGGAUCCUUACUGCUGCACACUGCUUCAUGUUCCCGCUGAAUAAUGUUUCCUACUGGCGCAUGUGCCUGGGGAAGCACCACAUGAACUCCUCCAUGGACGUGCCCUCUGCCGAGGCCUGCUACAAGGUAGACCGUAUCAUCCGCCACGAGGGCUUCGUCUACGAGCAGGAUCGCAGUGACAUCACCAACGACAUAGCCCUGGUGCAUCUGGCCGAGCCCGUUAAGAUGACCAGGGAGAUCAGCCCCAUCUGUCUGCCCAAACCUGGAGCGGUGAUGCCUGCUGGGAAACCCUGCUUUGUGACUGGUUGGGGAGAUGAGAAAGGGAACCUGUUCCCCAAAGUGUCAGAGAAGCUAAAUCAGGCAGCCCUGCCUAUUAUUGACUUCUUCACCUGCAGUGAACCUGCAUAUUGGUGGGACGUCCUAAGGCCCUCCAUGAUCUGUGCGGGCUAUGAGUCCCCAGAUGAGCUCAAGUCAGCAUGCCAGGGUGACUCUGGUGGUCCUUUUGCCUGCUCGGCUGCUGGAACUAACACAACCUGGGAAGUACAUGGUAUUGUCAGCUUCGGACCACAAGGCUGCAUCAAAGACAAGAAACCCUCCGUAUUCACCCGUGUCUCUGCCUUCAGUGACUGGAUUGACCACAACAUCAAGAAAUUUAUCUAUGAGAAUCGCAAAACUUACUAAAAUCACCAUAUUGCAAUAAACAUUGUGCAGUGUUAUUGUUUUCAUUUUCACUAUUGUUUCUGUUUUUCUGUUGUUUUAGACAUUGGGCCUUAUUCAAAGGGGUCCCUUAUUUAAUACAAAGACACAAGUCAUCUUUAUGAAUUGAAAGACAUUUGCUCUCUGUAAGCAAAGGUCUUUCUCAUGUUUUUAUUCCCCAAUAUUUGUGAUAAAUGACUGCAGCUUCUGUUGGAAAUGUCAAAUCCUGCAGUGGACCUUAGUUCAUACAGGAACAGAUUGUGUUAUUUGCCACAUAUUUCAUAUCAAGCAAAGCCAUGAUCCAAGGGCUGUACAACAAAGUCAGCUGUAAAGCUACUGCUCAAGUUUUUAUUUCCCAUGACGUAAAUAAAAUAUUUCUACUAUGGUAUGGGAAUUAAAGGAUCACUGCCCCACACAUGCCCCAAGAGUGCACCUAAUGCUUCACUGAAGAAUGUUGGUAUUUUACUCAAAAACUAGAUGCUACGCAAGAUAAUUUACAAAAAUUCAUUCUUCAGGUGGAGUGAAUAUUUAUCAUAGAUCCAUACACUACAGAUGGGAUUUUUCUAAGCAACGCUGGCCCUUUUAUAGAUUUUUAUGGUCUAGGAUUCUUUGUAUUUUUAUCAUAAAGAAGGAGUUUGUGUAGAUCACUGCGUUUGAUGUGCAAAUGAAA